CGGUCUCGCGAGUCGCGCACUGCGAUGAUAAAUUCCGUGCGUUACAGCUAUUGUCCUCGCGCUUGAAACGCAACACCUGCACGACUAAACUAAAGCCUUUCGCGACAGAGGAAAGCAUGACAGAUAAGGGGAACAUCCGAAACGAGGAGGACUAUGUUGGGGAGAUCAAAGGGGGUCUACGGCCGACCAUGAGGCUGGUAGUGAUGGGUAUUGUUCACAAGCAGCCCAAAAGUAUGGUAGUGUUAGUGGCAUGCCAGUCUAAAGGAGAGGGGGAUGAGGAAAUCGAGGGUGAUGUGGGUCUGGAGUUGAAGGUGAACUUUUCAGAAAAGGCUGUGCUUCGUAACGCUCGUCUGUCAGGAAAGUGGGGCGCUUCAGAAACUGCCCUGUCUUUCUUCCCCUUUGCUCCAGGAGAGCCCUUUAAGAUGGAGAUUGUGUGCGAGCACCAGCAGUUCCGUAUUCUGGUGGAUGGGCAGCCGUUGUGUGGUUUCACUCACAGACUAACUCAGCUCGCAUCUCUCACUGCUCUUAGAGUCCAUGGAGACCUACAGCUCACCAAAGUGGCUUGAGCAAGUGAAGAAUUGUCUGCCAUGAUGACAUAGACUAUUCAUAGAAGCAACUUAGCUGAGGUCUUAGAAUCCUGAGCGUAUUGUACACAAUUGUCUUAAAAUUCCAGAACUCCCUCAGUUCAUUUAAAACAUUUAGAACUCAAUUCAGUUGGGUCUGUGUUUGUUUUGGUAGGCUAAUUUGCCAUUUUGUAAAGUUUCUCCAGUGAUAUUUAUUUUUAGUGGCAAAUGAGGCUGUUCAGUUUAAAAUGGUUUUGCGUUUGUUUGGACACAUUUGUAGUAGAAAAUAUGAUCUGAACCAGCUUAAAUCAAUCCAGAUAACAAUUCAAAUUAAGAAUGAUUUUCCAUAAACUAGCUCAGAUAGAAGAUUUCUUUCAUAUAGUUUUUAUAAUA
Sinocyclocheilus rhinocerous is the source of this 956-nucleotide messenger RNA. RefSeq names its product galectin-related protein B-like. Lineage: Eukaryota; Metazoa; Chordata; Actinopteri; Cypriniformes; Cyprinidae. Gene Ontology annotation, molecular function: carbohydrate binding. The transcript has 4 exons. The record is from RefSeq and is a predicted model, not a curated record. The coding region runs from base 117 to 566 and encodes 149 amino acids.